AUGUUAGCGAAUGGCGUAUUGCCACCCUCUCUCCGUCGACUGACACUCAGAAACAACAACAACACAUGGCCAGAAACCCUACCAGCAUCUCUCACCUCCCUGUCAUUUUUGGUCUACAGCCCAUUGUUACGGUUGGGCUACCUACCCCCUACGCUCACCGAGCUGCUACUCGGUCGCUACGCCCUCAAUGAACUACAGCCUGGUGCGCUGCCCGACUCAUUGAUCACACUAACUCUAGGUGAUGGGUUCAAUCACCGAUUGCUUCCUGGUACUCUGCCUCAAUCCCUUCGGAAACUCAGAUUUGGCUCGUGCUUCAACAUUAAGAUCACAGCAGGUGUACUCCCUGCAUCACUCAAAUCACUCAAGUUUGGCCAUGAUUUCAGCGAGCGUUUUGAUCAUGGUGUUCUUCCAGCAUCUAUCAUACGAUUGUCCUUUGACCAAGUUUACCCAGUGCAACUCACCGAGGAGGUCCUGCCCGCGUCACUCACCAAGCUGACUGCCCCGUCUGGUACACUGAAUCUGAGUUGUGGCAUGCCUCAAUCACUUACUCAUCUAAAGUACGUCCCCCUCGGCCCUCCGUUAAAACAGCUGACACCAGCCAAUAUAUUGCGGCUAACUCUGGGUAACGAGUUUGAUAUGGCACUCUCGGUCGGGCAGCUCAGCGACUCUCUCACUGCACUGUCUCUGGGUCGCCGUUUCCACCAGGUUUUGGUGCCUCAUGCGCUACCCCAUUCAUUGCUCUCACUACACCUUGGAUUCUCGUUCAAUCAUCCAAUCGAGAGAUGGUCACUGCCGCAAUCACUUACCCAACUCACGUUUGGCAUGAAGUACAACAAGCCCAUAAUGGAACAACUACUUCCCGACAGCAUAACAGAGUUGACAUUUGGCUGUAUGUUCACCAGUUUGAUCGCACCUUGCUCUCUGCCAAAGUCAUUGCGCGAUCUAUACAUCCAUAGUGAUGCGUUAGCCAUAUUCAAGACAUAUUUCAACAAGACACUGGCAGUCGAUCCUUCUCGCCACACUGUUCACCGUCUCAGCAUUGAGAACUUCUACAACAAUUUAUUCAUUGAGAUACUUGCCAUCCAAAGUGUAUUGAACUAUCACCUGAUAUUGGACAAUCGUAUGGUCGUCUGUCGCAAGAUCAACGAACAUACUGUGGCAUAUGUAGUCAGAGGUCUAGAUGGUGGACCAGUGACAGACAUCACUCGCCACGCAUCAGAGGACAACAUACGCAACCUACUGGAACGAAGAACAUGCCGUGGAUGGGGCUUCUUCCCAAUGCCAUCACCACAAAGCAAACACUCAAUUGGAGUUGACAAGGUUUGA
This is a messenger RNA of Acytostelium subglobosum LB1, 1326 nucleotides long. RefSeq lists its product as hypothetical. The record is from RefSeq and is a predicted model, not a curated record. The transcript has a single exon. Bases 1 to 1326 code for a protein of 441 amino acids. Lineage: Eukaryota; Evosea; Eumycetozoa; Acytosteliales; Acytosteliaceae.